Messenger RNA from Racocetra persica, 525 nucleotides. Lineage: Eukaryota; Fungi; Glomeromycota; Glomeromycetes; Diversisporales; Gigasporaceae. The record is from the annotation of a GenBank genome assembly.
GGCGAGUUUGGAGGUCAAGAUUAUGAAGAUGGCACAGGGCCAGGACAGUUAGGAACAAUUUCUUACUUAAUCCUUAAUUUAACCGAUGAAAAUAAUGAUAUAACCGAUGUUCCUUACGAAGAAUUACUUCAUAAAGACUACCGGGGUAAAGAAUUUGUUAUCAAAGAUUUAAACAUCGAUUUGGUAAAAAUUAAAUUGGAUCCGAUAGUUAGGGAAUACAAGUUUUUUUUUGCUAACAGUUCUUCAAACGACACGUAUUAUGAACUUGAAUAUAUACAUGACUUGAAUAAUUAUCUUAAUAAUAAAGGACCUUAUGACCCAGUUACUAGAAAUCUUCCCGGAGCACCUCUUGCAGCACAAAGUAACGCACCCAAAAUUGUGUUUGUGCGUGCUGAUGCCGACAAAGAUACGAGCCAAGACCACCCAACUGAGGGUCGGAAAUACACUCAUAGAGAACUAAGAAAAAAACAAUUAAAAGAAGCCAUAAAAGAUUUUGAAAAUAGGAUAAGACCUGCAAAAGAGCAG